This is a messenger RNA of Erinaceus europaeus (western European hedgehog), 5081 nucleotides long. It is a transcript of the gene SEC31B, whose product is annotated as SEC31 homolog B, COPII coat complex component. The coding region runs from base 458 to 3988 and encodes 1176 amino acids. Gene Ontology annotation, biological process: endoplasmic reticulum organization; endoplasmic reticulum to Golgi vesicle-mediated transport; intracellular protein transport. The transcript has 26 exons. The record is from RefSeq and is a predicted model, not a curated record. Gene Ontology annotation, molecular function: protein binding; structural molecule activity. NCBI's taxonomy places the organism in Eukaryota, Metazoa, Chordata, Mammalia, Eulipotyphla, Erinaceidae. Gene Ontology annotation, cellular component: COPII vesicle coat; endoplasmic reticulum exit site.
GUCCCCAGUUACUUUUCUACCUUUUCAACUAAAUGGAUUCCACUGAGAGCACCUACAGAUAGGAUCAAAUCUUUUCGCUUCAAUAAGUAGAUAAUAAAUGAGUAUUUUCCCAUUUCAGAGGCUGCCCUAGCAGCCUGACUCAAAUUGAAUAGACCUGAACUGAUCGUAGGAUUUGACUCACUGAACUGUGCAGCGACCCGACAGGCGAGGGAGACCCAACAAAAAACAAAAAACAAAAAACAAACAAACUAACAAAAGCAAUCCUCCAAGAAGCUUCCUCUGUGAGUCGUGGACUCCAGGACUCAGCGCCCGACCCGCCGCGUGAACUGGCUGGGGUGCCCGCCAGGGCGUGACUAUUUCUGUCCCUUCGCAGCCGCCGUCCACAGCGCCCAGCUGCGCCCAAAGCCCGUAGAGAGGACGGGCUGACCCCUGACCUGGGCUCUCCGCAGGACAGACCAUGAAGCUGAAAGAACUUGAGCGGCCCGCUGUCCAAGUGUGGAGCCCAGCCAGCCAGUACCCUGUGUGUCUGGCUACAGGAACUUCUGCUCAGCAGCUAGAUGCCUCCUUUAGCACAAAUGGCACGUUGGAAAUCUUCGAGGUUGAUUUCAGGGACCCCUCUUUGGACCUGAAACGCAAGGGAGUCCUUUCUGCCUCUAGCAGGUUUCACAAGCUGAUCUGGGGGAGCUUUGGCAGUGGGCUUCUGGAAGGCUCCGGAGUUAUUGCAGGUGGCGGGGACAAUGGCAUGCUUACUCUAUACAAUGCAGCCCACAUCCUGUCUUCCGGGAAGGAGCCCGUGAUUGCCCAAAGACAGAAGCACACGGGGGCUGUCAGAGCUCUUGACUUUAAUCCUUUCCAGGGCAACCUCCUUGCUUCUGGGGCCAGUGAUUCUGAAAUAUUCAUUUGGGACCUGAAUAACCUAAGUGUGCCAAUGACCCCAGGAUCCAAAUCGCAGCAGCCUCCAGAGGACAUUAGAGUACUCUCUUGGAAUCGGCAAGUUCAACACAUUCUGUCUUCUGCUCACCCCAGUGGGAAGGCAGUUGUGUGGGAUCUCAGAAAGAAUGAACCCAUCAUCAAAGUCAGUGAUCACAGCAACAGGAUACACUGUUCGGGCCUGGCCUGGCACCCAGACAUAGCCACUCAGUUGGUGCUCUGCUCAGAAGAUGAUCGGCUCCCGGUGAUUCAGCUGUGGGACUUGCGCUUUGCCACCUCACCCCUGAAGGUGCUUGAGAGCCACAGCAGGGGAAUCUUGUCGGUGUCAUGGAGCCAGGGUGAUUCUGAGUUGCUGCUCAGUAGUGCCAAGGACAACCAGAUCUUGUGCUGGAACCUAGGGAGCAGUGAGGUGGUGUAUAAACUACCCACACAGAACAGUUGGUGUGUCGAUGUGCAGUGGUGCCCUCGGGACCCUCCAGUGUUCUCUGCUGCCUCCUUUGAUGGAUGGAUCAGUUUGUACUCUGUGAUGGGUAGGAGCUGGGAUGUCCAGCAAUUGAGACAAGUUGACAAGAUCUCUUCUUCCUUCAGCAAAGGCCAGCCUCUCCCACCAUUGCAGGUGCCAGAGCAAGUGGCCCAAGCAUCACUAAUACCUCCUCUGAAGAAACCCCCAAAGUGGAUGAGAAGGCCAGCAGGUGUUUCAUUUGCAUUUGGUGGGAAGCUGGUUACCUUUGGCCUCCCCAGUAUCCCUGCCCAUCAGGUGCCACAGUCUCGCCUCCACCUAGUCUAUAUCAGUCAAGUCACCACAGAAUCUGAAUUCCUGAUGCAGUCAGCUGAGCUUCAGGAAGGUUUGGGGUCAGGAAACCUCCUGAGUUAUUGUCAGAAUAAGAUUCGGCAAGCGUCAACACCAAGCGAGAAGAUGCUUUGGCAAUUCCUGCAGGUGACCUUAGAGCAAGACUCCAGAAUGAAAUUCUUAAAACUGUUAGGAUACAGUAAAGAUGAGCUCCAGAAGAAGGUGGCUACAUGGUUGAAGAGUGACUUGCAGGGUGAGAGCCCUCAGCCCAAAGGAGAUAACCUCAGUAGUAACAGAGAACAUGUCUUCUGCAGCCAGGGCUCCAAACACACCACUGAGGAAGCCUCUGAUUCCUCAACCUUCUUUGACGAUCUGGUCCCUCAGAACCUGACUCCAUGGCAGAUCCCUCUCACAGAAGAUACAGAUGGACUCCUGAGCCAGGCCCUCCUGCUUGGAGAGUUGGGCCCUGCUGUGGAGCUGUGUCUGCAGGAAGAGCGCUUUGCUGAUGCUAUCAUUCUGGCCCAAGUUGGGGGCGCAGAACUGCUGAGGCAAACACAAGAACACUACUUGGCCAAAAAGAAAACCAAAAUCUCCUCGCUUCUGGCCUUUGUUGUGAGGAAGAAUUGGAAGGAUAUGGUGUACGCCUGCAGCCUACAGAACUGGAGAGAGGCACUGGCUCUGCUACUGACAUAUUCGAGGCCAGAGAAGUUCCCUGAACUCUGUGACAUGCUGGGUACACGCAUGGAACAGGAGGGUGACGGGGCACUAAACUCUGAAGCCAAACUCUGUUAUGUGUGCUCAGGGAGUGUGGAGCGGCUUGUAGAGUGCUGGGCAAAAUGUCACCAGUCCUCAUCCCCCCUGGCCCUACAGGAUCUGAUGGAGAAGGUGAUGGUCCUUAACAGAAGCUUGGAGUCACUGCCAGGUCCUGAUGGGAUGAGCCCAGGUCCUGCCACAACCUACCGAGUCACUCAGUAUGACAACUUCCUGGCUUCCCAAGGCAACUUGGCCACUGCCAUGAGCUACCUGCCGAAUGACAGCGUUCAGCUACCAGUUGAGCAGCUGCGAGAUCGACUAUAUCAUGCCCAAGGUUCUAAUGUCCUGGGCCAACCACCUCCCCCUUUCCCCUUCCCACGGGUUAUUGUGGGAGCUACCUCCUGCCCUAGAGAUACAACAGCUUACAGAUUGCGGUUCCAGCCUUCUCACCAGGUACCAACUGCAUCUCCAAGGCCAAGGAUUUCCACACCUCACUCAUCUCUAGUGAUGUCCUUGACUCCUUCCGACCCUAGCCCUUCCCAGGGUUCCAGAAUGCAGAAUAUCAGUGACUGUAGAGCACCUGGGCCUCAGGUAGCCCAGUCUUUGUCCAUGAGCCCUGGAGUAAGGCCUGCUUUAUCUCAGCCGCAGCAAUUAGAUAGGCAGAAGGCACAAACUCUGUACCCUGUCGGGUUCCCUGGAACAUGGCCUCUUCCUGUUCCUCCGCCGCCCAUGGCACCCCAAGACAUCCUGCAGCUCGGCGCCACAGCCCUGCCUGAGACUCCUCAGCUGCUUCCUGUGAGACCAUCAAGUCUCACUCCUCUGAGCUCCCAGCCUCCAGCCCCUCCUGUCAGCUUCCCUAUUAUGCACCCUCCAGGAGGCCCAGGUGGUCCAUGCUUUAGUGCCCUCCCAAACACUGGUAUCUUGACUCCUCACACAGGACUUCAAGAUUCCUUGAAAAAUGCUCCAGUUCCCAAGGGAAACCGUCAGGAGAAAAAGCUGCCAGAGACAUUUUUGCCUCCAACAACAAUUACUGCCCCAGUUAUGAACCUUACCUCCGAGCCACGAGGGAUCCUCUCCUCACAGCCCCCUGUCCCCAGUGUGGGUCAUGCUCCCCCUGGAGCACCAGGAGAACACAGUCUGCAGCCACUUCAGCAACAGCCACCUGAGAAGACAGAAAGGAAGGAGCUGCCCCCAGAGCACCAGUCUUUGAAGACUAGCUUUGAGGCACUUGUACAGCGCUGCGCCCUGUGUGCCACAGACUUAAAGACAAAGCGGAAGCUGGAAGAGGCAGCCCAACGCCUAGGUCAUCUAUAUGAGAAGCUCUGUGAGGGGACACUCUCGCCUCAGGUCCUGGCUGGGCUCCACGAGCUUGCUCGCUGUGUGGAUACAGGAAACUUUGAGCAGGGCCUCACAGUGCACACCCAGGUAGUGGGCUGCAGCAGAUUCAGUGAAGUCUCCAGCUUCAUGCCUGUCCUGAAGGUUGUCCUCACCAUUGCUCAUAAGCUGCACCUCUAAACCAGACAGCCUCUUUUGUAAAGAGGCACUUCUGCCGUCACUCAACAAACCCUCCAAACGGGGGGCUUAAGAACAGAUUGUUUACCCCAUCUCUCUUCCCUUGCUGGCAGGUAUGUGAUGCUGUGGGCUUGGCUCCAAACCUGCUGAGUUUUCACCCCUUUGUGUCUGGGGUCUAGAGUCUAUCCAGGGUUUUUUCUACAUGGGAGGCAGAGCAUCGAGCCAGGCGUUUAUAGUUUGUCUAAUGCACUCUGACAAGUCCUGGGGCAGGCUAUCCGUCUCCCCAGGUAUGUUCUGUUCGCUAGCUUCUGAGAAGGUGAGCAGGUGUGCCACCAUAUCUACCUCUGCCGAAUCUACCUUGUGGGCCUUUUUUUUUUUUUCCCCUCUGUGGUUAUGAGCCUGAAUUUACCUCCUGGACUUCAUAUUUCCAGAUCACUAUUUCUCUGAACCCCAAAGGUUGGAGUAAAAUUGGGUAUUGUUCACUUUUUGAAAGGAAGCAUGGGUCUAAGGGAUGGUUGCUUAGCAGAAAUAAGAGAACGAACUUUGACUUUUUCUUUUCUUUUUUGACACCAGGGUUAUUGCUGCAUAACAAAUCAACUGCUCCUCACAGCCAUCCCCCCCCCCCACCCUUCUUUUCCCCUUUCUAUUUUGAUAGGACAGAGAGUAAUUGAGUAGGGGAAGAGAGACACCUGCAAAUCUGCUUUACUGCUCAUGAAGCGUACAAGUGUUUGGCCCAUUUAAAGGCAAUCUAUCCUACGCCAGCAUUUUUAAGGAUGGUCUGGGUUAGGUGGAAGGGCUGCACGGCCUUUUGCUGGAAGCUGUUCUGGGCUGUGAGGUAGCAAAGGAACCACUGCCCACGGGGACGGCCCUGACUUGUCUGAACCCUGGGUUGUUCCUCCUGUGAUUAUAAACUCAAUCCUGGGAUGAAGCCAGGUUAGCAAAAGACUCUUUCAUAACAGUUUUCCUCAAGGGUUGGAGACCCUCCUUCCCACAGCCUCCACAUGUCAGGGCUGCCUUCUCCUGAGGCGCUUUCAUGGCUGUUCUGCAUUUGAUGUGCCAGCGUCUGUAAUGUGAAAUAAAGUAGUGUUGAUUUGGU